GAGGUCGGCGCUCCUGCUCUCUCGGCCGCCAUGAACGGCAUGAGCUCGUGGAUCAUCGCCUACGGCAUGAUAGGUAGCGGCAAGACCUUCUCCAUCACGGGGACGCCCCUCGAUCCGGGGAUAUGCACGCGGCUGUUCAACGACGUUUUCGAGCGGAGCAGGAGCAGGAGCUGCCUGCAGUGCGACGUGACGGUCUCGGUGUCCUACUUCGAGAUCCACAACGACAAGGCGCGGGACCUUGUGAAGGGCUUCACACCCUUCUCCUCCGACGGCAGGGAGAAGCUUACAGCCAGCCGAACCAACCAUGAGCUCGUCAAGGGCCUGAGCGAGCACGAUAUGAUGAAGUUCAAGGAGGCCGGGGAUUCCAUCAGGAAGAAAUCGUUCCAUCGCCUGAACCCCAGGAGCUCCCGCUCUCACACCGUCUUCUCCAUCCACUUCGAGGUAGCCAAGAGGGGAGCCUCCGGGAGGCAAGACCGGGGCCCGGCCUGCGGGGAGGUUUCGCAGGGGAGCCUGCACCUGGUGGACCUUGCUGGCUUCGAGGACUUCUCAGAGUCCUCGUUCGGGGACAUGGAGGAAGAGCAGCUGCUGGAAACAGCCGCCAUCAACAAGAGCAUCGGGGCUCUGAGAAUCGUGCUCAACAAGCUCGCCUCCAGGCAAAGAUGCCACGUCCCCUACGAGAGCUGCCUGCUGACCAAAGUCUUGCAA
Guillardia theta CCMP2712 is the source of this 705-nucleotide messenger RNA. RefSeq lists its product as hypothetical. The transcript has 2 exons. Gene Ontology annotation, cellular component: microtubule; kinesin complex. The record is from RefSeq and is a predicted model, not a curated record. The annotation marks the transcript as partial. Gene Ontology annotation, biological process: microtubule-based movement. Gene Ontology annotation, molecular function: ATP binding; microtubule motor activity; ATP hydrolysis activity. Lineage: Eukaryota; Cryptophyceae; Pyrenomonadales; Geminigeraceae.